Catharus ustulatus (Swainson's thrush) is the source of this 1860-nucleotide messenger RNA. It is a transcript of the gene RND3, whose product is annotated as Rho family GTPase 3. Lineage: Eukaryota; Metazoa; Chordata; Aves; Passeriformes; Turdidae. The transcript has 5 exons. Gene Ontology annotation, biological process: small GTPase-mediated signal transduction. The coding region runs from base 201 to 935 and encodes 244 amino acids. Gene Ontology annotation, molecular function: GTPase activity; GTP binding. The record is from RefSeq and is a predicted model, not a curated record.
CGGGCGGGCGGCGGCGCGUCCGCGGCUCUGCCUCCUCCACCGCAGCGCCUUUAUUGUGUUUCUCACAUUAUUUUUUUGCCUUUCCGCGAGGAGCUCGGGUGUGGUUUUUUUUGCUGGGGUUUGAAUUAUUUUUUUUUGGAUUUUUUUUUUUUUUUUCGUCUUCUGUCGUGGCCGGCCGGAAGGGACUUAAGGGGAGAUCAAUGAAGGAAAGAAGAGCGAGCCAGAAGUUAUCGAGCAAGGCUGUGAUGGAUCCCAACCAGAACGUGAAGUGCAAGAUCGUGGUGGUCGGGGACAGCCAGUGCGGGAAGACAGCGCUGCUGCACGUCUUUGCCAAGGAUUGCUUCCCCGAGAGCUACGUCCCCACGGUGUUCGAGAACUACACGGCCAGCUUCGAGAUCGACACGCAGCGCAUCGAGCUCAGCCUCUGGGACACCUCGGGGUCUCCUUAUUACGACAACGUCCGCCCGCUCUCCUACCCGGACUCCGACGCUGUCCUGAUCUGCUUUGACAUCAGCCGGCCUGAAACCCUGGACAGUGUCCUAAAAAAGUGGAAAGGGGAAAUCCAGGAGUUCUGCCCCAACACCAAGAUGCUGCUGGUGGGCUGCAAGUCCGACCUGCGCACCGACGUCAGCACGCUGGUGGAGCUCUCCAACCACAGGCAGACCCCCGUGUCCUAUGACCAGGGUGCAAAUAUGGCCAAGCAGAUUGGAGCAGCCACGUACAUCGAGUGCUCAGCCCUGCAGUCAGAAAACAGCGUCAGAGACAUUUUCCACGUCGCCACCCUGGCGUGUGUGAACAAAACAAACAAAAACGUGAAAAGAAACAAAUCUCAGAGGGCCACAAAGAGGAUUUCACACAUGCCUGGCAGGCCAGAACUGUCCACAGUGGCCACAGACUUGAGAAAGGACAAAGCCAAGAGUUGCACGGUGAUGUGAAGGAGCUGGGAUUUCCUGCAGGAGGAGGAGGAGGAAGAUCCAGGAGGGGUUUGGAGCUCAAUGAAGUCACAGCCACAGGGUGUUUAAAAUGUUGGUUUUUUUUGCCAGUGCUUUCAUGGAGAUUUCUGCUGUUGUGUGAGACUGUGCUGAAGGACUGAGCAGCAGGGAGAGACACGUGGCAUCAGGAAUUUCUGCUGAAGACAACACCAAAAAAAUGAAUAAUAAUGAUAAUAAUAAAAGGGAAAAAAAUGUUUGAAUGUGCUGAGAGAAGAGAGAAUGGUUGGGAAAAUAACCCUGCAAAGGAGAGAUGGCAUGGACAGUGGAUGUUUGUUUUGUGCUCUGCUCCUGGAUGCUACCACUUUGAUUUCAUUCAAAUAAUACUUUAAUGGGAUUUUUUUUUUUUUAAAUGAAGACAUUAUUAAUACACCCUUCUCAUUAAGGAACUACCCCUGUGACCUUAGAGUUGGUUUUCCAAAGGAUUUGAUCUCAUUUUUUUUUAUUUUUAGUAGCUGAUUGUGAAAAUGGAGAGGAUACCAAGGCCUGUGUGUCACCUGGAGGGAAAAUUUUGGAGAAUUCUGGAGUUUUGCCUAUUUGAUCCACGGUGGGAAUGAAGACAAAGUGUUUGAGGAUUCCCAGAAUUUCUGUGGAGAUGAGCUGGAUCAGAUUUGGGGGGGAGGGCAGUUGCUGCAGGUUCCUCUUUGUGGUUGUGGUGUGGAAAUGGUGCCAGUGCUGGUGUUCUGUGUGCUGUAGGUUCAGCUGGGAGGUGCUGAGAGCUCUGAUGACAAAUGAUCCAUCCUUUUCCAGCCCUGUGUUCCUUAAGCCUUACUCCCCACCUGGGGAAACCCCAAAAAAAAAAUCCCCUUUGGGCUUCUCCCAGCCCAUGGAUCCCACAGGAAACGCUGUUCUGGGAUGUAAAAAAACAAAA